Arabis nemorensis is the source of this 777-nucleotide messenger RNA. The record is from the annotation of a GenBank genome assembly. Lineage: Eukaryota; Viridiplantae; Streptophyta; Magnoliopsida; Brassicales; Brassicaceae.
AUGAAGAUCUUCCACGUUCCUUGUCUACAAGACAACUACUCUUAUCUGUUAAUCGAUGAGAGCACCGGAGACGCGGCGGUUGUGGAUCCAGUUGAUCCGGAGAAAGUGAUUGCAUCCGCUGAGCAGCACAGUGCCAAGAUCAAGUUCGUACUCACCACGCAUCAUCACUGGGAUCAUGCCGGUGGGAACGAGAAGAUUAAGCAGUUGGUGCCUGGAAUCAAAGUGUAUGGAGGUUCUCUGGAUAAGGUUAAGGGUUGCACUGAUGCGGUCGAUAAUGGUGAUAAGUUGUCUUUGGGUCAAAAUGUGAACAUAUUGGCUCUCCACACCCCUUGUCACACCAAGGGUCACAUUAGUUAUUAUGUGACCGGCAAUGAAGGGGAAAGCCCAGCCGUGUUCACAGGAGAUACAUUGUUUGUUGCUGGCUGUGGAAAGUUUUUCGAAGGGACAGCUGAACAGAUGCAUCAGUCGCUGUGUGUGACACUGGCUUCGUUACCUAAACCGACACAGGUUUACUGCGGCCACGAGUAUACCGUGAAGAACUUGGAAUUCGCUUUAACUGUGGAACCAAACAAUGAGAAGAUACAGCAGAAGCUAUCAUGGGCCCGUCAACAGCGCCAAGCAAAUCUUCCCACGAUCCCUUCAACACUAGAGGAAGAGCUCGAAACAAACCCAUUCAUGCGCGUUGAUAUUCCAGAGAUACAGGAGAAGCUCGGUUGCAAAUCGCCGAUCGAUACACUCAGGGAAGUUCGGAACAAGAAGGAUCAGUGGAGAGGCUGA